Messenger RNA from Maniola jurtina (meadow brown), 3639 nucleotides. It is a transcript of the gene Hexo2, whose product is annotated as chitooligosaccharidolytic beta-N-acetylglucosaminidase. The transcript is spliced from 11 exons. NCBI's taxonomy places the organism in Eukaryota, Metazoa, Arthropoda, Insecta, Lepidoptera, Nymphalidae. Gene Ontology annotation, cellular component: membrane. The record is from RefSeq and is a predicted model, not a curated record. Gene Ontology annotation, molecular function: beta-N-acetylhexosaminidase activity. Gene Ontology annotation, biological process: ganglioside catabolic process; glycosaminoglycan metabolic process; carbohydrate metabolic process. The coding region runs from base 548 to 2374 and encodes 608 amino acids.
CUCGUCCUAGCCUAGCCGCCAAUCAGAAACGUUCGCGCCCUACGCCCGUGCGCGCGCCUGCAAAUCUUCGAUUAUGCCGCGAUAAACUGUAAAACAAAAUUAACAACAAAAUAAACUACAUAAAACCAUUCCAACUUCCAACCGGGUCAUACAACACGCAAACCGCGACGUGAACACAUCGGGUGUGAAAAAAAAACAAAUAAGUACCUACCUAUUCGUAUGAAUAAAAAAUAAAACGGCAAAAAGUGCAGUCCGGUUGAGUUUUGAGCGAAGCAAAAUAAAAGCAAAUCCUUCUCCGCUGAAUUAUGUAGAGCCAAGGUUAUAAAUCUUAGCUUCCAAAUCAAAUUGAAAAAAUAUAUUAUAGAGUUAGCCGAGUGAUACUAAAUAGUAAUUCGAAGAUAUCGUUUUAUUUUGCCAUGUAGGUAUUGUACCUACGAUUGAAAGUGAUAGUUGUGUGACUUGUGUGCUAGAUAAGUGAAUGUAAGCGAUAUCAUUUUGCAGAGUCAACGGUUUAAUCUUCAGGCUUCUAAGAAAAGUAAGUAGGAAGAUGGAAAUGUGUCAACGGUGGACAGCUAUCAUCUUGGGACUGGUCUGCUUAGUGGGCUGCCAAGACACCACCGCGCCUCCAGCUCCAAUAGUAUAUGAGCCAUCAUGGACAUACAAAUGCGUGCCAGACGAGGGUUGCCACCGCACAGCCCACCCGCAGCCCACGAGCUCCAACUCAUCUGGUCUGGUCUUCACUAGCUUGGACCUGUGCAGAACGGUGUGCGGAAGGUUUGGAGGACUCUGGCCCAGACCCGUGACGGCUGCGCUCAGUAUACAGACUGUUAGGAUACAUCCAAACUUCUUGAGAUUCGACCUCAGCAAUGCACCAGUAGAAACGCGCGAAAUCCUAGUAGAGAUGACACACGUUGCAACACAGAAUCUCAUCGACGAGUGUGACGGAAACGUCUCAGUGAUCGUCGAGACGCCUGUCGUGGUCUACAUCACCGUCAAGACGACGAACCUUAGCCUUACACUGGACACCCAGGAACAGUACAGGCUUGACGUACAGAGCAAAGAAUCCAACGCAGUCAUUCACAUAGUAGCAGAAACAGUCUACGGCGCCCGACAUGCCUUAGAAACGUUCACCCAACUGGUCUCUUCAGACAAAAUUGACGAUGGCGACCAAUAUAGAUGCGGCCUUCGCCUGGUCGCCGGGGCCAAGAUUUGGGACCAACCUGUGUACAAAUAUAGAGGCUUCCUUCUUGACACCUCGAGGAACUUCAUACCGAUGGAUGAUAUCAAGAGGAUGAUAGAUGCUAUGGCAACUGUCAAGAUGAACGUCUUCCAUUGGCAUGUCACCGAUUCCCAUAGUUUCCCGCUGGAGUCCAAACGCGUACCUCAGUUUACAAGAUACGGUGCGUAUUCAGCAUACGAGAUAUACUCAGCAGAGGAAGUUCGGGAGCUGGUGCACUACGCGCGCGUGCGCGGUAUUCGAGUUAUCAUUGAGAUUGACUCGCCGGCUCACGCUGGCAACGGUUGGCAGUGGGGAAAGGAAUACGGCUAUGGUGACCUAGCAGUAUGUGUGAACGCGCGGCAAUGGCGCGGUCUAUGCAUCCAGCCGCCCUGUGGGCAACUCAACCCAGCCAACCCAGACAUGUACAAAGUAUUACGAGAUCUGUACAAAGAUGUAGCCGAAUACUUGCCCAAGCCUGCACUGUUCCAUAUGGGAGGAGAUGAGGUUUUCUUGGGUUGCUGGAACUCUUCCGAAGAAAUCGUAUCGUAUAUGGAAAGCAAAAACUACGAUACAAGCGUGGAUGGCUUCAUAAAACUAUGGUCAGAGUUCCACGAAAAAGCGCUUAAUAUAUGGGACGAAGAACUUGCGGCUCUUGGUCAAGAGCAGCAACCCGUAAUGCUUUGGUCUUCGGAGCUCACGCAAAGUCACAGAAUACAGAAACAUUUGAGCAAAGACAGAUACAUAAUCGAAGUAUGGGAACCAGUGAACAGUCCUUUGUUAAUCCAAUUGAUGCAUCUGGGCUACAAAGUGGUUUCCGUGCCCAAAGACAUCUGGUACCUGGACCACGGCUUCUGGGGGAAGACCAAAUACUCUAACUGGAGGCGGAUGUACGCUCAUACUUUGCCAAGGGACUCUCAUAUGCUGGGAGGAGAGGUUGCGGCCUGGAGUGAAUACGUUGAUUCACAGGGGCUAGAUACCCGCGUAUGGCCGCGCACCGCCGCCGUGGCCGAGCGUCUAUGGGCCGACCCCAACAGUGGCGCCAUCGCUGCAGAGUCACGCUUACAGCGACUCAGAACUAGGCUCGGUUCUAGAGGCAUUCGCGCUGAUGUGCUGUCGCCUCAGUGGUGUGCCCAACACGAUCACCAUUGUGUUUAGUAACCACGGUCUCCAAGUCGACCAAAGUCAAGAAAGGCAUUUUUGAAGACUGAAGCUCGGAUCUAUCGGAACUAACUCCAAUGUAAACAUUUCUAAUUAGACCAGAGAAAAUAAUGUACUUUAGAUUUUAGAAAAAAUCCCGAAAAGCAGGACGAUAUUGUUGCUCUAAUGUCUAAAGUAUAAAGAGAUUUUUUUUUGCUGAAGUUACCUGGACUAUCUCUAAUUACUUAUUUUGUUGUAUUUUAUAACCAAUCAAUAUGAAAAUUACCUACUAUUAAUUUUUAGAACUAUAGGUAUAUAUAAAACGAGAGCACUUGACAAUGUCUCGAUAUUUGAUUAUUAUUUUUGAGUCUUCCGAGAUGUAUUUAACAAUAAUAAGCUAUUAAUUAAUGUAAACUUAGUAACCAAAAUGACAAUAUAGAUUAAGCACCUAACUACUUAAUAUAAAGACAAUGUACUUUUACGUAUAGCUCUGAGAGAGAUCUCAUAAUUUAAGAAAAUUAUUAUUUACUUAAUUAACUUAAUGCUUGCCACGUGACGUAUGAAAUAAUGUUGUUCAUACUAGAGAUCGAAUUAUUGGAUAGGAUUUAAGUCCUAAGUCAUGCUUUCUUUGUAAUAUAACUAAUUUAUAUGCAAGCGCAACAAUCUAAGUAUAAAAAUAAGAUGGCUUACCAAAUAUUUACCUACUAUUAUUGUUUAGUUUAUUUAAUUAAGUAUAAUAUUAUUACUUUCAAUUGAAAAUUAUUUGUUAUAGUGCAUACAUUUUAGGAACGCACUCGCCAUAUUUGCUCUAUGUGUCAAACUCAAUCGUUAUGUCUAAAGCUCGAUUCUGUAAAACCUGUAUCAAUCAUUAUUACAAUCGAAUUUGUUGUCAUUGGCUUUUAUGCUAUUCUUGUUGCAACAAUGCAUUGAGCCAAUAGUGAGCGAGCGUCAACCAAUCAGAGGUGAUUGUGAUCGUGACAUUGUAGCUAUCAUUCUACCGCAAUCGAGCUGCAGUAUUCUUCACAAGACAGUUUGACACAUAGAGCAAAUAUGGCAAGUGCGUUCUCAAAAUGUAUGCAUUAUAUGUAAAGUUGUCAUAAGAGACGAAUGUAAAAAAAACAAUGCUGUUGAAAGUAAUUUAUUGUGAUAAUUGUCAUAAUUAAGGCGAUUACACGCAGUGUUGCAUGUCGUAGCAAAGAUUUCGAAGAUUAUAAAGUCGCACAUAGACUGCGUGAGCAAUGUACUACGUCAUUUGAAAUUGAUGAAAUAAAACGUGACUGCUA